UUUCCAGCAUAGAGUCUAUGGUUUCCAGUCAGCGGCUUCAUUUCUGCGUAAUCUGACCCCCUCCACACCUUUCAACCUGCUGGAGUAAGUCAGUAGGACUGAGGUGGGGGCACCACCCACUACAUACCAUCGCACGAGACUCUGGGUGGAGCAGAUCCCUGACAGGAACAACACCAGCCGCUCCGCCCGUCCGGAGCCGAAUCCGUUCGUGUGUCACAAAAAGCCGGCGUCACGCACCUUAUCCGGUUCAUUUACAUACAUGACACCGCCCAGGGGACGAACAUGGUAAUCUGCCAUCGCCUGAAACCGACCUACCCGAGCGGGGAGACGACGAAAGCAGAUGAAGAAAAGUUUGGACGCCAGGCUGCCGCUGCUCUGACCGGGGAGGACUGAUUCGACGGAGACGCUCGUCGAGCUUUUUGCUCCACUUUUCGGGUUACGAUAUGGACGCUUUAAAAUCCGCCGGGAGGGCGAUUAUCCGGAGUCCCAGUAUCGCCAAACAGAGCUGGGGUUCGGGUAAACAUAAAAAGCUUCCAGAGAACUGGACCGACACCAGGGAGACCCUGCUGGAGGGCAUGAUGUUCCAGCUUAAGUAUCUCGGGGUCACCAUGGUGGAGCAGCCCAAAGGCGAGGAGGUGUCUGCCGCCGCUGUCAAGAGGAUAGUAACAACAGCUAAAGCCAGCGGGAAAAAACUCCAGAAAGUCACGUUAACUGUGUCCCCGCGUGGGAUCAUCCUUUACGACAGUGCCUCCAACCAGCUGAUUGAAAACAUUUCCAUAUACAGAAUAUCGUACUGCACAGCGGACAAGAUGCAUGACAAAGUGUUUGCAUACAUUGCCCAAAGCCAGCACAACGAGACCCUGGAGUGUCACGCUUUCCUCUGCACCAAAAGAAAAAUGGCUCAGGCGGUGACCCUGACGGUGGCUCAGGCUUUCAAAGUGGCGUUCGAGUUCUGGCAGGCCGCUAAGGAAGAGAAAGACAAGCGAGUUAAGGCAGGUUCUGACGGGGAGGGAGCCAGCAACUCUCAGUCGGAUAGCUCAGCCAGUCUGGGCAGCCUGAAGGGAGCAGACGUUGCAACAGGGAGACUCCUGGACUUGGCGGACGGCGCCAACGCGGCGCAGAUCCACUCAGGAACAAUGCCGGCUGAAUCGGAUCCUGUUACGGUGCAUAAUCACACAGCAGAGAACAACAAUACUGUAUGGGAACUGGAGGACGGUCUGGACGAAGCUUUCUCAAGUCGCAGUCUGGAUAGUUUUGAGUCCUACUCAGACUCGCUGAGUCUCGCACUAACCCCCAGGUCCUGGACAUUGGGGUAAACCCUCAGGACUUGAACCCUGACGAGUGCCUCUCCCCGGGCAAAUGGGACCAAGAGGAGACGGACUUGACCGCACAAAAGGACGCCUUUGGGUUCUGAUGUUCAGCCCCUGUCGGGAAGGGGGAGGCGGGGCAAAGGUGAGGAGGGAGUGACGGUGGAACGCUGCCGCAGACACCCGUGAGCUGUGGCCGGCAGCCGGGAUCUCCCCACUGUGGCCCCGCCUCCCCGCCGCGGCACGACUAAAAAAGGACGAGAUGAGCCGACGGCUCCCAGGCCAAAGCAAUACCGACCGUUUUACCAAACAUGCAGCCAAGUCAUGUUUGCUCUGUUUAUGUUUGUCCUUUCACUGUUGGUGUAAAACGCUUUACAGAAAGUGUGUGUAAAUACGAGCGCUCUGAUGCAAGCCAAGUGACAAACGUGACGAGAUCCAGAGGCGUGCAGCUGCUUUUCACUGAAAAGUGAGAAAUGUUUGAAUUGAGUGAACGCCGGGAAACUAAAGCUUUAAAAAAGUGAAUGUGUGAAUGUGUGUGAGAGGACAAAAAGAACAAAACGACAAUCUUUCUUUCCUAUUGAGAAUCUAUUUUUGCACUCAUCCAUCUGAAGCACACGUGAGGGAAUGAAACGUCGUCAAACUCAUUGAAGCUUUUUCCGCAGUGCCUUUAUUCACUCGUGUCGCUCCAGCACGGAUAAACCGGCAGCCACUGGAUUC
Oryzias melastigma (Indian medaka) is the source of this 2024-nucleotide messenger RNA. It is a transcript of the gene ldlrap1b, whose product is annotated as low density lipoprotein receptor adaptor protein 1b. The transcript is spliced from 10 exons. Lineage: Eukaryota; Metazoa; Chordata; Actinopteri; Beloniformes; Adrianichthyidae. The record is from RefSeq and is a predicted model, not a curated record. Gene Ontology annotation, cellular component: early endosome. Bases 444 to 1316 code for a protein of 290 amino acids.